Lachnellula hyalina is the source of this 1149-nucleotide messenger RNA. RefSeq lists its product as uncharacterized. The record is from RefSeq and is a predicted model, not a curated record. NCBI's taxonomy places the organism in Eukaryota, Fungi, Ascomycota, Leotiomycetes, Helotiales, Lachnaceae. The transcript has a single exon. Bases 1 to 1149 code for a protein of 382 amino acids.
AUGCGUCUUCUUCCCCUUCUCUCACUCUUCUUUGGGGUAGUCCUCGCAGCCCCAGGGUUGUUACCAUUCUCCACAUUCUCAAACAUCACCAUCUUCACGCCUCCAUCUAACUAUACCGAUCCCCGCGUGCUAUAUGCUCGUACAGUUGAGCUUGAAGGCGGCGUCUUACUAGCAACAUGGGAGAACUACAGCCCUGAGCCACCUCUGGUCUAUUUUCCCAUCUUCAAAAGUAUCGACGGUGGAGAGACCUGGAAAGAGAUCUCCCGUGUAACCGAUCAGGUCAACAACUGGGGUCUCCGAUAUCAGCCUUUCUUAUACGAGCUUCCAAUAUCAAUUGGCAAAUUCAAGGCUGGGACAGUUCUCCUUGCAGGGAAUUCCAUUCCUACGGACUUAAAUUACACCAAAAUCGACGUCUACGCAAGUGAAGACAAAGGCUGCACCUGGGAAUUCGUCUCCCAUGUAGCAUCAGGUGGAGCAGCCAUCCCUGAUAACGGUAUUCCGGCAAUCUGGGAGCCAUUUCUCAUGGUCUAUGAUGGCAAAAUCGUUCUCUACUAUUCCGAUCAGCGAGAUGCUAAUUACGGACAAAAGCUCGUACACCAAGUCUCGGGUGAUCUGCUGACCUGGAAUCCUCUGGUGGACGAUGUCAAGUACCCAGUAUAUACGGCUCGGCCAGGAAUGACGACCAUUACUCAGCUACCGAAUAAGAAAUACAUGAUGACCUACGAAUACGGCGGUGGUCCUCUGGCAUCAGGCAGUACGACAUAUUCUUUUCCAGUCUACUACCGCAUCAGCUCCAGCCCGCUAACCUUCGACGACGCACCCGGCCUCCCUCUCAUUUCGAACGAUGGCACACAACCUACUAGCUCCCCUUAUAUCACGUGGUCGCCGGUGGGAGGCGUGAAUGGCACCAUCAUCGUCAGUUCGGGGAGUCUUAGCCAGGUAUUUGUUAACCAGGCGUUGGGUGAUGCGGGUGCGUGGAAAACGGUGGGGACGCCGGAGGGUGUGUCGUAUACGAGGCAUUUGAGGGUGUUUCGGGAGCGUUCAAAUCAUUUGUUGAUUAUGGGGGGUGGAAUUUUGCCGCCGAGUACGACGAAUAGGAUUUCGGCUAGUGUGAUAGAUUUGCAGAAGAGUUUGCUAAGUGCUAGUUGA